Messenger RNA from Pungitius pungitius (ninespine stickleback), 3062 nucleotides. It is a transcript of the gene ppp1r1b, whose product is annotated as protein phosphatase 1, regulatory (inhibitor) subunit 1B. Gene Ontology annotation, biological process: intracellular signal transduction. Lineage: Eukaryota; Metazoa; Chordata; Actinopteri; Perciformes; Gasterosteidae. The record is from RefSeq and is a predicted model, not a curated record. Gene Ontology annotation, molecular function: protein phosphatase inhibitor activity. Gene Ontology annotation, cellular component: cytoplasm. The coding region runs from base 344 to 976 and encodes 210 amino acids. The transcript is spliced from 5 exons.
CCCCACCCAAAGCCACAUCUGAGGACGUGCUCCACUCAGAUCAGCUGCACAGGUUGUAAAGAAAGGGGGGAAAUAGGGAGAGAGGAGGAGAACAAGAGAGAACAGAGGAGAACACUAGCAACUGCUCGAGAGGGAAAGAGAGAUUGUGAUCGGUUUAGUGUUUUUGUGAGAGACAAGUAGGGCAUCAGGGUGUGAAUGAGUGAGGCAGGAGAGAGGAGAGCAAUCUUCGGGAGUGGGUCUACCCAGCAGUGGGAGGUUCUUCUAGGGAGGUUAUAGUGAUCCUCAGCCACAACUCUCUCUGCCCUCCUUUCACUGGGAGUCAGACCCCCGAGGAUCCAGAAGCAUGGAGCCCUCUGUGUCAACCGAGGGCGACGAGGAGCCCAAGGAGAGGAAGAAGAUCCAUUUUGCCGUGCCGACCACUGUGCCCACCAAUCUGGACCCUCGGCAAGUGGAGAUGAUCCGACGCAGGAGGCCAACGCCUGCCACGCUGUUUAGAGUAGCCGACCAAUCCUCUCCGGACGAUGAUCAGUCCACCCAUCAGGUAAAGUGGGUGGUGGGAGAGAACGGCGUGCUCAAACCAAAACGUGUCAAUCCAAACGUGUAUCAGCCUCCAUCACUCAGAGCUGUGCAGAAGAUGGCCGAAGCACAUAUGCAGCGCCUAGGUGUCUACCCCCCUGUGGAAGACCCUUGUGAAGGGGAGGAGGAUGGGGACCACUGGCAGAGAGAGGAGGGAGAGGACACUUUGACUCCCGUCAAUGCUGCUGAUCACCAAGAGACGGCGACCACCGAGCCGACAGUCAGGUUUUCCAGCGUGAGAGAGACGGCAAAGCAGAUCCAAGCAGCACCAGAGGAGGAGGAAGAGGAGGAAGAAGAGGAAGAAGAGGAGGAGGAAGAAGAGGAAGAAGAAGACGACGAAGAAGAAGAAGGCGAUAGAAUCAAAGAAAAGACCCAGGAGAAAAGCAGAGGGAGUAACUGAGAGAGAGGGAGGGAGAGAGAGAGAGGGGGGGGGGGGGGGGGGGGCAGGAGAACUGGGGGGAGCGAAGGUGUUUUGUGGAAUGGUUCAAAUCUGAAGCUCUCAGAGGAGGUGAGGAAAUGAGUUUGUGCUUAAACGAGUGAGGAUUUCUAAAGAUACUUCAGUGAAACCCAACAUGAGAGCGAGCAGAGAUCUCUGUACUACUUCACCUCUUUUUGGAAAAGAUUGAAGGUAGUGAGUGGGGGGGGAGGGGGGGGGGGUGAGAGAGAACAGAGAGGCAGCUUGUGCAUCAGGAGUCAGCCCCGAAUGAGCAAGUGAGGAGUGAGCUACGGACCCGACAGGCCCUGAAGUCCUGUUUGUUCUGGGAGUGGAGGGGGCCAACGAGGUCGACGUGACCCGAUGCCCUCAGACCAGUCCUCCCAGUACCUUAAAGCUACUGCACGGAGCUACGGUUUCCUUUAAAGGGGGUAAUAGUUCCACAGUAAUCGUACUCGUCAACUCUUUUUAACACAUACGACCUUUUCUAAAAUGCUUGAACGUCUUUAAAUGUGUGUAAUAAAUUCUACACUUUGUUUGUAAAAAAAACAUCUGUGAUUUGUAUGGUUAAGAUACGUGCACAUGCACUGCCAUCUGGUGGACGUUUGAUCAAAUAUAAAGUGAUACUCCAACCAAUCACUUAACGUUGAAAUAUUUAAUAAAAGUGUAAUGCUUGUUAUGAUCAAACUUUUCUCAAUGUAAUCCGAUUCUAUAAUUAUCUCUCAGUACGGAAAAUCUCAUUUUUAGGGUGGCAGUCAAAGUACCGAAAAUGUUACGUCAUUGAUAUCAACUCAACUGUUUACUUUUCACUCUCCAUUAAUACAAAACUUUAUCAGGCCUUUUCUACGUUUAUAACCUGAAUCAUUUGGCCGGUUAUUACAUUUCCCAAAAGUGAAUCUGUGUUUGGAGUAUCACUUUAAGUCCGACUCAGUAAUAAGAAUCAAAAAGUUUUUUCCCGUAAUGCGUCCGAUCCAUGAGCAAGUGAGUGUUUGUGUGUGGUUAUUUUAAACUACAUAAUGGUAAUGAACAAAUAUUUAUAGGGAAAAGCUACCUCUUAAUUAGUUUGACUUACAAAGCUCAACUGUGGCCUCCAUUUGAACUGGAUUCAUUGUGAACAGACACCGUGUGAUGGAAUCAAAAAAACAUGAUUUCAAAUCCAAUACUAAUGACUUUUUUGGCGUUUGCUAAUGCUCAUUUGUUCCCUUUUGUAUGUUGACCAUUUUCUACUUUUAUCUUUUUAAUUGUACACCAUGGAUCUGUUGUAAGAGCUAUUUUUCUAAUCUAAUGUGCGUGCGGUGUUUGAGUAGCGUAGCGCUGUCCAUGAUUCUACGGUUAAUGACUGACAUUUGGGCCAAAUGGCCGCUGCACAAAUCUUCAGAAUUUUUUUUUUUUUACCACAGAUGUCCACUUGUUUUCUCUUUUUCUUUUAGUCAUCAAAAAUUAAUAAAUGCUUUUAGUGGGCAUGUAAUUAACGUAUUUUCCGGUUUAACUGACGUGAUUUGACACAGGAUGAGUAAAGCUUGUUGUUUGCAUCAUGUGAGCUGCAGUUUCUAUAUGUAAACUGUGUGAAACUUUGAACCUUGACCUGCCUGAAUAAUGGGAUGAGUGUGCAGCCAAUGGUGUCCUCCCUCCUCCGCUCUCUGUUCACCUCAGUUUUCCAUCUGGGUCAAAAGAAAACCACCUUGGAACGACGUGUAUGAACUCUAAUGCUUAGUCCGUCUUUAUUUUUUAUUUCAUUUUUCUUUGUUCUCUUGUUUCUCAAUGUAAUGUGCUUGUUAUAAAGUGAGCAACAGUAUAUUAUCAAAAUAAACAGUUUUUCCCUACUAAUUACAUUGCAUUGCAUUACAUGUCAUUUAGCUGAUGCGUUUAUCCAAAGCGACUUACAAUAAGUAUGUAAUAUGUAUUUUAACUCAUUUUCAUGCUGCAAGAUCUCUUUUCAGUUAUUAGUUCUGGUGCUGUUAAGACAUUCACAAGCUCACUAGCACCACAAGUACCAAUUGUUGUGUCAUCACUUAAAAUAACAACAUUAAAAUCCUCUAAACAUUUAAAAGGA